CUUUGCCUUUUGAACCCUUUGACUUCGUCCAUUGGAUCUCUUUUAUCGCUUGAAUUUUCCACCCAUUGUACACUGUAGUUGGAAAAAAGGCUCGCAAAGUUGGUGGAUUGCAUGAGCAGCCGACUUCCACUGAAAUUUCAGAGAAAAAUCAAUCGAAUGUUAGAUGGGUUUGAUGUUUUUUCAACUAUCACAUUAACAUCACACAUAUAAAACGCAUAAAAAAUUCCUUGUUCUCUCAUGGUGAAAUUCUAAAUGGAAGCCGAAGUGAGACGCUGAUAAGUGAAAGAGAAAGACAUUGGAUUACAAACAAGGAACGACAGAAGUCCUCUUGUCUGACUUUUCUUCGUAUGAACUAUAGAUAGUGGAAACUAACCUACACCGUACGGAACCCAAAUUUCCCUGUAAGCAUGUCCUUAAAAUAAUAUCAAGAUCACUAAGAUCAUUAAAGUUUAGUUAUUCCCUGCCAAGAAGGCAAGACAACCACGAGAAUGAAGACUUCAGCAUCUCCUCGUUUUCCUUCUUUCUUCACUGUUGCCUUCUUUCUGCUCUUUUCUUCGUCAUUUUCUGAGACCCGGAACUUUCUUCCUAGAGGCUCCUCUCUAUCUGUAGAAGACGAUUCAGACAUCCUCACCUCACUAGAUCAAACUUUCACUUGUGGGUUCUAUGGGAUGGGAGAUAAUGCUUGUUGGUUCUCUAUUUGGUUCACGAAUUCUAAGGAGAGGACUGUUGUAUGGAUGGCUAACAGAGACAGACCUGUAAAUGGUCAGGGAUCAAGAAUUUCUUUGCGGCCCGAUGGUGCCAUGGUUCUAACUGAUGUUGAUGACUCCACCAUAUGGGAGACCAACACCACCUCCACUGAUGUUAGUAGAGCAGAGCUUUUGGAUACUGGGAACCUUGUUCUGAAAGAUACUCGUGGUAAAAUUCUGUGGCAAAGCUUUGAUUUUCCUACUGAUACACUUCUUCCAAAUCAGUUCUUCACAAAAAGCACAAAGCUGAUUUCUAGAUUGGGUCGAGGGAUGUAUUCUUCUGGGUACUUUAAUUUCUUUUUUGAUAAUAAUAAUGUUCUAACAUUGAUGUACGAUGGGCCUGAUAUUUCCAGCAUAUACUGGCCUGAUCCAGACUUCGGUGUGUUCGGUAGUCAUAGAACAAACUAUAAUAGCAGCAGAGUUGCUGUUUUUGACGAAAUGGGUAACUUCUUAUCAAGCGAUGAGUUUCAAUUCAGUGCCUCUGACAUGGGCUUUGGAAUCAUCAGGAGACUAACCAUGGAUUAUGAUGGGAAUCUCAGGCUUUAUAGCCUUAACAAUGAGACAGGAUUGUGGGUGACAACGUGGGAAGCUAUGUUGGAGCAAUGUAAAGUGCAUGGAAUCUGUGGGAGAAAUGCGAUUUGUGUGUAUACACCAAAGCCCAAGUGUUCAUGUCCUCCUGGCUAUGAGGUCACUGAGCCUGGUAAUUGGCAUAAAGGCUGCAAGCCCAAGUUUAAUCAAACCUGUUCGCAGGAGUUGACAUUUGUGCAAGUAGGGCAGGUAGAUUUUUAUGGAUUUGAUCUCAAUUAUACUCAAUCUAUUUCAAGAGACACUUGCUCAAAAUUCUGCUUGGAAGAUUGCCGGUGCGUAGCAUUCAGUUAUAGGCUAUCAGGGGAUGGACGUUGUUACAUAAAAAGUGCACUUUUCAAUGGUUACAAGUCUCCAAAUUUUCCAGGAAGUAUAUAUCUAAAAGUGCCAGCGAGUGUGGGGAGAUAUGAAUCGGCAAUUCUCAGUGGAACCAAUCCCAUAUGCGGGUCUAAUGAUUCUACAAUCAUGAUGGGGCUUCCUUCUAUGUAUGACACUAUCAGUAAGAAGGUGAAAUGGGUUUAUCUCUAUUGGUUUGUUUCUGCCAUUGGCGUUAUUGAAAUACUCAUAGCAUCAGCUGGGUGGCUGCUUUUUGGAAGGCAUGGCGUGCCAGAUUCUGUGGAAGAAGGCUAUUGUGCAAUAACAAGUCAAUUUAGGAAGUUUCGUUACGCUGAGCUGAAGAAGGCGACCAUGAACUUCAAGGAAGUGCUUGGAAGGGGAGGAUCUGGAGCUGUAUAUAAAGGGGUUUUAGCAGAUGAAAGGGUGGUGGCUGUGAAGAGAUUAGAAGGAAUAUCAUAUCAAGGCGAAGAUGUGUUCUGGGCAGAAGUGAGCACCAUUGGACAAAUCUAUCACAUGAACUUGGUGAGAAUGUGGGGUUUCUGUGCAGAGGCCAGUCACAGACUCCUAGUUUACGAGUACAUGGAACAUCAGUCCCUGGACAAGCAUCUCUUCUCUCGAAGCUCUCUUGGGUGGAAAGAAAGAUUCAAAGUUGCUUUGGGGACAGCUAAGGGCUUGGCAUAUCUUCACCAUGAGUGUCUAGAAUGGGUAAUACAUUGCGAUGUGAAGCCUGAAAAUAUACUCCUACACACUGAAUUUGAGCCCAAGAUUUCUGAUUUUGGUCUUGCCAAACUGUCCAAUAGGGGUGGCAGUAACUCUGAAUUAUCUCGUAUUCGAGGAACAAAAGGUUACAUGGCUCCAGAAUGGGCAUUAAAUCUUCCAAUCACAGCAAAAGUUGAUGUUUAUAGCUAUGGAGUUGUGAUUCUAGAGAUAGUGAAAGGAAUUAGGCUUUCAAAUUUGAUAAUAGAGGAUGGUGAGGCGCAAGAAUCAGAGUUGACGAGGUUUGUGAGAGUGGUGAAGCCCAAAAUUAAUUGCAAAGAAGAGUCAUGGAUAGAGGAAAUAGUGGAUCAAAGGUUAAAUGGGGAAUAUAGCAGAAGACAGGUAAUGAAAAUAGUAGAAGUUGCGAUAUGUUGCGUGGAAGAAGACAGAGAUCAGAGACCAACCAUGGAUUCAGUAGUUGAAGCUUUAUUGGAAUGUGAAGAUGAGUCUAAAAUUCACUCCCCCUAUGCUCAGUAAUUGCAUGCAUUUUCUGUAAUUGUUUUUUUAAGCGGGUUAAUUUUUCGAGAUCUUACAUUGCUUAUCAGUACAUAUAGAAUACAUAAUUCAGCAUGUUCUGAAAAAAUUAUUAUGAUAUUAUUAAGAAGUGUACCGCCUUUAUGCAUCAUUGCAAACAUUCAUAUAAUAAUCCUAUUAAAAUUGCAUUUAA
This is a messenger RNA of Hevea brasiliensis (rubber tree), 3090 nucleotides long. RefSeq names its product putative receptor protein kinase ZmPK1. The transcript has a single exon. The record is from RefSeq and is a predicted model, not a curated record. Gene Ontology annotation, biological process: recognition of pollen; protein phosphorylation. The coding region runs from base 489 to 2900 and encodes 803 amino acids. Gene Ontology annotation, molecular function: ATP binding; protein serine/threonine kinase activity. Lineage: Eukaryota; Viridiplantae; Streptophyta; Magnoliopsida; Malpighiales; Euphorbiaceae.